CUGGAAAUAAAGCUUUGGUUUUCCUCUUUCCUAUGUUGUCCAUUAUGGCAUGCCUGGCAGUUUUGUUAAUGGCCUGAGAAAUACAACAGAAAUCAAACUGUCUGCCUGCAUCUACUCCUCAUCUGAAGUACUGACAAGAGGAAGGACACCAAUAGAUAAAUUCAACACAGAUGACUUAGAAGAAAGAAGUGGAGCAUUAAAAGCCAUUUUUAUAAUGUAAUUAACACACUAUAGCAUUAAAGCAAUAUUUACCUGGAGACAGGAAUCUUCCCUUGCUGCUUUCUUUCCACUGCUGGUUUGUCCAUGAUAAAAUAUUGUUUGACGCUGCCUCCACCCCCCCCUCAGCAGAAAGAAGCUGCAGAAAAGUUUGUUGGUGAAUUUAUUUGCUCACACAGGUUACUCACACCACAGCUCUUCUGGGCAGGUUCUGUCAGCAGCCAGCAGCAAAGACCCUUUCCAGUGACCCUAUCCCCGAGUUUACAUGAGGGCCUGGCAGGGGAGUGUUCUCCUCUGUGCACAGCCAGCCUCACUAAAUCUCAGCGUGACAGGCACACAGCUCUACCACUGAACUUUUAACUUGAAGCUCUAGCAGGGCACGCAGUAGCUCCAGCUACAUGACACAGAUCUGUGAAAGUAAAUCACUUCGCUGGGAACCAGGGGAAGUCCAGCACAUUGUUUUGCAGACUUUGCCUACAGUUUCUUUGCAGUAUAAGCAUAGACUAUAUACACCCGGGAAAGCAAUCAGAGCAAGAUGGACUACCAGCACAGAGCUCAGCCAUACCCCAUCCCAGAGGAUGAAGAAGUUGUGUACAAGGUCGCUUCUGAUGCUCACAACUCUGCAGGAAAUGAAGAUGAGAAACCAGUGUCAAAAUUGCAACGUAGGCACAGUGAAAUAAAACUCUACAAAGAGUUUUGUGACUUUUAUGCAAGAUUCAACAUGGCGAACGCGCUUGCAAACGCCAUCUGUGAGCGCUGCAGGGGGGGCUUUGCCCCUGCCGAGAAAAUUGUCAACAGCAAUGGUGAGCUGUACCAUGAGCAGUGCUUCGUCUGCGCCCAGUGCUUUCAGCAGUUCCCCGAAGGGCUCUUCUAUGAGUUUGAAGGAAGGAAGUACUGUGAACAUGAUUUUCAAAUGCUUUUUGCCCCUUGCUGCCAUCAAUGUGGUGAGUUCAUUAUUGGUCGUGUUAUUAAAGCCAUGAACAAUAGCUGGCAUCCAGAGUGCUUCUGCUGUGAUAUCUGCCAAAAAGUACUGGCUGAUAUUGGAUUUGUCAAGAAUGCUGGCAGACAUCUCUGCCGUACUUGCCAUAACAGGGAAAAAGCCAGAGGCCUGGGAAAGUACAUUUGCCAGAAGUGUCAUGCCAUUAUUGAUGAACAGCCUCUCAUAUUCAAAAAUGAUCCUUAUCACCCUGAUCAUUUCAACUGUGCAAACUGCGGGAAGGAACUUACUGCUGAUGCUCGUGAGCUGAAAGGAGAACUGUACUGUUUACCCUGCCACGACAAAAUGGGUGUCCCCAUCUGUGGGGCAUGUAGGAGACCAAUUGAAGGCCGUGUGGUGAAUGCUAUGGGCAAACAAUGGCACGUGGAGCAUUUUGUUUGUGCAAAAUGUGAAAAGCCAUUCCUGGGUCAUCGUCAUUAUGAGAGAAAAGGCUUGGCGUACUGUGAAACCCACUACAAUCAGCUUUUUGGUGAUGUUUGUUUCCAUUGCAACCGUGUGAUUGAAGGAGAUGUUGUGUCUGCUCUGAAUAAGGCAUGGUGUGUGAACUGUUUUGCUUGUUCGACUUGCAACACUAAGUUAACCCUCAAGGAUAAGUUUGUUGAAAUUGAUCUAAAACCUGUCUGCAAGCACUGUUACGAGAAAAUGCCAGAUGAAUUUAAGCGACGACUUGCCAAACGGGAACGUGAAGCAAAGGAUAAAGAGAAGCAGAAAAAGAAAAAGCCAAUCUGUUUGUAAACUUCUUUUCCUUCUCACCACCACCUCUGCUCCUUUCUUCUUUGGUUAGUCCUAAGGAUGCUUCUUUUUGCACUUUUGCAUGAACUUAUGGCAGUCAAAGCCAACACAUCUUUCACGCAACUGCAACUUGAAAUACUAACUUGUUAUUCCAUUAUCUUUUGUUUGGUCUACAAUUAGGUUUGAAAGGCUUUCUAAAUUACAUGGUUAAUAAAUAUGGGCACGUAGUCACCGUCUACAGUGUAUGUAACUUGUAAAAGUAACUUAAUAUAUUUGUAAACAUUGGGGGCUUAAUUUUUUGCUUGUGCACAUUUAAUAUGAUUUUUUUAAAUUUUUUUUUUCACUAUCUCAUCUGCUAAAACUUCAUCUGUUUCUUUUGCUUUUGUUAUUUUAGGAAUAAAUUUGUUGAGUUUGAUAUGAAGCCUGUCUGCAAAAAGUGUUAUGAGAAGUUUCCUCUAGAGCUGAAGAAAAGACUGAAGAAAUUAGCUGAAACUUUGGGAAGGAAGUGAAGACUUCGUCUGCUCUCCUCUUCCUUCGUGAAAAUCUUAUAGAUACUACUUGAGGGGGAGGGAGGAGUUGCUGCUUUGAGGCUGCAGUCAGACAACAAAUGCUGAUGCAUGCCUUCUAUCAACCCAAAAUACAUUACAAUUCUUUGUUCUCCAUAUUUGUAUGCUUACUUGUUGACAAACAGACCAUACUUCCAAAAUAAAUACCAGCUCACCUGAAAGAUUUCUGACCAAUAAUGCCAUUGUACGGAUGCAGGUGGCCAAUUCUGUACACUAAUUCUCUGUGGAAUUCUUCAGAGAGAGAAAAUUUGCUUGUGAACACCACCUGUGAAAAUAAACGUAGCAAAUGUGCCGAACUUUAGGGACUUUAGGUGUAUCGUCAUUUAUGUGAGUGAAAAUAUUAACCUUCGUAUUAAGCAUGCAGACAAAACUUGCCCAGCUCAAGUGAUUUGGGCAGGAAACCAGUAUACUUUGCCUCAUGGAAAAAUUCAUGCUUGGAUAUCAGGCUGAGUCAUUUCAUUAAGGAGCCUUGUUUUAGAUGGUUUGAAAACUAUCAGAUUUCUAAAUAUAGCCACUAUACAAAUGACGUACAUAAAAUGAUAAAAAUGAUAGAUUAUGCUUACAUAGUGAAUGUUUCAUCAGGCUUAGCAUGAGGUACUUAUAUAAAAAGUGUAUUCCUAUUGCAAGAAAUGAGCGUACUCAGAACUACUUGAAUUUUGCUAUAUUCCACUUAAAAUAACACAUUAACAUCUAUAUAUGCUUUUGCAUUCUAUUUACUUUUUGUGCCUUAUUCUGCUGGACCAUACAUAACAGUAUACCAUUAAAUAUAUAUAGUUUUAUAUUUUAUUUCAUAUUUUUUAUGCAGAAACUAUAUAGAAGGUAUUUUAAAAUGAAAACAUACUUUGCCUUAAUUAUACAGGAUGCAAGAAUUAUUUUAUUUGAAAUGUGAACAUCUGCAUUUAAAAUUUAGCCUCUAGACUUCAUUGAUUUUCAGACCAAUAUUGAAAAUGUGUAUUUCAAUUAACUGGCAAUAUUACUUUUACACCUCUGAGUGUAAAUAUGCAAGGUUUGAUCCUGCUAGGAUCUACUUCUUUAGCUAUCCUCAAGGACUCAGCUUACAAAUAAUCAAAAUUCUUUAUAGCGUACAUUUAAUUGUUUUCUACUAUUGAGUUCUGUCCAUGCAAAUUUGUUUUUUUUUCCCCUUUCUUGUAGAAAAUACACCUACUUAGGUCCUCUUGAUGGUACAAAGUAUGCCAACUUUUUUUUUUUUUAUUUUUGUACAUUAGUGACUUAAACAGAUUUUAUGUAACUACGUAAGAGGAAGUAACAUUUUCUUUCCUGUUUAUGAAAAAUUAGUUAUUUUAAAACAUCUGCUUUCCUGUGUCAUCAAUAAAGGCCUUGUUAUUAAACUGU
This is a messenger RNA of Cinclus cinclus, 3864 nucleotides long. RefSeq names its product LIM zinc finger domain containing 1 (gene LIMS1). The transcript is spliced from 10 exons. Gene Ontology annotation, cellular component: cytoplasm; cell-cell junction; focal adhesion. The coding region runs from base 752 to 1948 and encodes 398 amino acids. NCBI's taxonomy places the organism in Eukaryota, Metazoa, Chordata, Aves, Passeriformes, Cinclidae. Gene Ontology annotation, biological process: cell-cell adhesion; cell-cell junction organization; positive regulation of substrate adhesion-dependent cell spreading. The record is from RefSeq and is a predicted model, not a curated record.